Leptidea sinapis is the source of this 1447-nucleotide messenger RNA. RefSeq names its product polyglutamylase complex subunit TTLL1-like. Gene Ontology annotation, biological process: microtubule cytoskeleton organization; protein polyglutamylation. Bases 134 to 1423 code for a protein of 429 amino acids. The transcript has a single exon. Gene Ontology annotation, molecular function: tubulin binding; tubulin-glutamic acid ligase activity. The record is from RefSeq and is a predicted model, not a curated record. Lineage: Eukaryota; Metazoa; Arthropoda; Insecta; Lepidoptera; Pieridae. Gene Ontology annotation, cellular component: cilium.
UUUUCAGUUUGAAAGGAUUUAAUUGUAGUUGAUAUAAUAAUUGGCAUUUAUAGAUCUAGAUGGUUCAAACUGUUAUUUUUAAUUUUAUCGUAGGCUAUGAGAAAUUUCAGUGUAUCAUCCAGGGCUACUUAUCAUGACAUCAUCGGCCAAGAUAUGCACGAAUGGAGCAACUUCAAACGGCCUUAAAAAAAGACUGCGUUUUUGCUCAGACUUCGAUCGAUCAAUUGUUAUUAAUACGUUUUUAAGACACGGAUGGAAAGAAGUAUCACCGGAAGGUGACUGGAAUAUUUAUUGGUCCAACACUUUGAAUUGUAGAAAUUUAUUUAUGGAAAAUAGACACAGAUUUCAGGAUAAUCAAUUAAUUAAUCAUUUUCCGAACCAUCAUGAAUUAGUACGCAAGGACUUACUUGUGAAAAACUUCAAUCGAUACCGUAAAGAACUAGAAAGGAACAAUCAUCCCUUAGCCGAAAAAAUUCAAGUACGUGAUCCAAGUGGGCGAACUGUGACACGCUAUUUAUAUUUAGAUUUCAUCCCGACAACGUACAUCUUGCCUACAGAUUACAACCUUUUCCUUGAAGAAUAUCGUAAAUCUCCACAGACAACUUGGAUACUAAAGCCAUGUGGCAAAUCUCAAGGGGCCGGAAUCAUCUUGAUAAACAAACUUUCUCAGCUAAAGAAAUGGUCUCGAGAAUCAAAGAAAUAUUUACAACAUCAACUCACAAGUAAGGAUACGUAUGUUAUUUCACGUUAUAUAGAUAAUCCGCUCUUGAUCGGAGGAAAGAAAUUCGAUUUGAGGAUUUACGUUCUCGUUACAUCUUAUCGCCCUUUAAAGGCUUACAUGUUUCGCAAUGGAUUUUGCCGAUUUUGUUCAAUGAAGUAUGACAAGAGUUUAACAGAGCUUGAUAAUGUGUAUGUUCAUUUGACGAAUGUCAGCGUCCAGAAACACGGCGAAGAGUAUAAUGAGAGUCAUGGAGGAAAACUAGGAAUACAGAAUUUAAAGUUAUACUUGCAAGGGACUCGCGGUAGUGACGUAACGAAACGACUUUUUGAAGAUAUACAAUGGCUGAUAGUUCAUUCUUUGAAGGCGGUGGCGCCAGUGAUGUUAAAUGACCGCCAUUGUUUCGAAUGUUAUGGAUACGAUAUUAUAAUCGAUACUGACCUAAAGCCAUGGUUGAUAGAAGUGAAUGCUUCACCUUCAAUGGUCGGUACAACUGAAAACGAUCGAAUACUGAAAAACAGAUUAGUUGAUAAUAUUUUGUCAGUGGUAUUGCCCCCAAAUGGAAUUCCUGAUGCUCGUUGGAACAAGACACCCAGUUCAGAUGCAUUGGGUGAUUUUGAUGUUUUAAUUGAUGAGGAUUUAAUUUACAAGGAUAAUAUAGCGCAGCUGGCACGAGAAACUGGGCAAGGUCCAAUGCGAAAAUAAGUAACUAUUUAUAAUAUUAUGUAU